Messenger RNA from Populus nigra (black poplar), 2958 nucleotides. RefSeq names its product 1,4-alpha-glucan-branching enzyme 1, chloroplastic/amyloplastic-like. Lineage: Eukaryota; Viridiplantae; Streptophyta; Magnoliopsida; Malpighiales; Salicaceae. The transcript has 14 exons. Gene Ontology annotation, biological process: glycogen biosynthetic process. Bases 192 to 2732 code for a protein of 846 amino acids. Gene Ontology annotation, cellular component: cytoplasm. The record is from RefSeq and is a predicted model, not a curated record. Gene Ontology annotation, molecular function: 1,4-alpha-glucan branching enzyme activity; cation binding; hydrolase activity, hydrolyzing O-glycosyl compounds.
AUCAGCGUGGGUCCACCUAAUCAACGGUUGGAAAUCUUCCUAAUCUGGGUCACCAUGCAUACGUGUCGGUGGAGAUGCUAUGAUUACAAUCGUUUGUUUUUCUCACUGAAUUUAAAGCUCCUCUCUCUUUGUUUCCUUUGCUUGGAGGGAGAAAGAAGAAAUGAAGCAGAGAAACUGAGUUUGGAGCAAAGAUGUUAGGUUCUUCUUCAGGUCUAUUGCCAGCACCUCCUUUGUUGCCUUCUGUGGCUAAGAAUUCCAAAUGGGCUAUAAGGUAUAAAAGAUGCACUGCAAAAGAGAAGCCAGUUAGACUGCCUUCUGGGGGGUCUAAGAAAUUGCUUUGUCACAGCAGAUUUUGUUUUCCAUUAAGAAUCUCAAAUAAUGAUAGGGUUCGCCAUGGUUUUGCUAUAUCAGCGGUUUUGACAGAUGACCCAACCAUGACAACCGUUGGGGAUGGCAUGGAAAAUAUCGGUCUUGUAAGCAUUGAUCCUGGGUUGGAAUCAUUUAAAGAUCACUUCAGAUAUAGAAUGAAAAGAUAUGUAGAUCAGAAAAAGCUCAUUGAAAGAUACGAAGGAGGUCUUGAGGAAUUUGCACUUGGAUAUCAGAAAUUUGGAUUUAAUAGAGAUGAAGGAGGCAUUGUCUACCGUGAGUGGGCCCCUGCAGCUCAGGAAGCACAGAUUAUCGGGGACUUCAAUGGAUGGGAUGGCUCCAACCACAGGAUGGAAAAGAAUGAAUUUGGUGUUUGGAGUAUUAAAAUACCUGAUUCUGGUGGAAAUCCAGCAAUUCCUCACAAUUCAAGGGUCAAGUUCCGAUUCAUGCAAGGUAAUGGAGUUUGGGUUGAUCGAAUACCUGCUUGGAUUAAAUAUGCCACUGUGGACCCUGCAAGUUUUGGAGCACCAUAUGAUGGUGUGUACUGGGACCCACCAACUUCAGAAAGGUAUGAAUUUAAGUUCCCGCAGCCUCCCAAACCCAAUGCCCCACGCAUAUAUGAGGCUCAUGUUGGAAUGAGUAGCUCAGAACCCCGUGUUAAUUCCUACAGAGAAUUUGCUGAUAAUGUUUUGCCUCGUAUACGAGCAAAUAACUACAACACAGUACAACUAAUGGCAGUAAUUGAGCAUUCCUAUUAUGCAUCAUUUGGUUACCAUGUUACAAACUUUUUUGCUGUUAGCAGCAGAUCUGGAAAUCCUGAAGACCUCAAGUAUUUAAUUGAUAAAGCCCAUAGCUUGGGUCUACGUGUCCUGAUGGAUGUUGUCCACAGUCAUGCAAGUAACAAUGUCACUGAUGGUCUCAAUGGUUUUGACAUUGGCCAAGGUGCUCAAGAGUCCUAUUUUCACACUGGAGAUCGAGGCUACCAUAAUUUAUGGGACAGUAGACUCUUUAAUUAUGCUAAUUGGGAAGUUCUUCGCUUCCUGUUAUCCAACUUGAGAUGGUGGCUUGAGGAGUUCAAAUUUGAUGGGUUUCGAUUUGAUGGAGUAACUUCCAUGUUGUACCAUCACCAUGGAAUCAACAUGGCAUUCACGGGAGAUUAUAAUGAGUACUUCAGUGAGGCAACGGAUGUUGAUGCUGUUGUUUACUUAAUGCUGGCUAAUUAUCUGAUACAUAAUAUCUUGCCAGAUGCAACAGUGAUUGCUGAAGAUGUUUCUGGUAUGCCUGGACUUGGUUGUCCAGUCUCUGAGGGGGGAGUUGGAUUUGACUACCGCCUGGCAAUGGCCAUCCCUGACAAAUGGAUUGAUUACUUGAAAAACAAGAGUGAUCUAGAGUGGUCAAUGAAUGAAAUCUCCCGGAGCUUAACUAAUAGGAGAUAUACUGAGAAAUGUGUUGCUUAUGCCGAGAGCCAUGACCAGUCCAUUGUAGGUGACAAGACUAUUGCCUUCAUCCUGAUGGAUAAAGAAAUGUAUUCUGGCAUGUCUUGUUUGACAGAGGCUCCACCUGCUGUUGAUCGAGGGAUUGCUCUUCAUAAGAUGAUACAUUUUAUAACUAUGGCACUAGGUGGCGAGGGAUAUCUUAAUUUUAUGGGAAAUGAAUUUGGGCAUCCUGAGUGGAUUGACUUCCCCAGAGAAGGCAAUGGAUGGAGUUACGAAAUGUGUAGACGCCAAUGGAAUCUUGCGGACAUGGAACACUUAAGAUACAAGUUCAUGAAUGCAUUUGACAGAGCUAUGAAUUUGCUUGAUGAAAAAUAUUCAUUCCUAGCAUCUACGAAGCAGAUUGUGAGCAGUACAAAUGAAGAAGAUAAGGUUAUUGUCUUUGAGCGUGGAGAUCUGGUUUUUGUGUUCAAUUUUCAUCCGGAGAAAACAUAUGAUGGGUAUAAGGUUGGGUGUGACUUGCCCGGGAAGUAUAGAGUUGCACUGGACAGUGAUGCCUUGGAAUUUGGUGGACAUGGAAGAGUGGGCCAUGAUGCAGACCAUUUCACAUCUCCUGAAGGGAUACCAGGAGUACCUGAAACAAAUUUCAACAAUCGUCCCAACUCCUUCAAAGUACUCUCGCCAGCCCGCACAUGUGUGGUUUACUAUAGAGUCGAAGAAAGUGAAGAGAGCCAUGAUGAUGAUGAUGAGAUGGGCUUGAAUGAGAUAUUAGCUGCUGAUGUUAUACCAGAGCAAGAGGAUGUUGAAGAAGCUGCCAGUCAGGCUAAGGUCGGAAAACCACACUUGGUGGAUGGUGAUGGUGAUGGUAGUGGACUUAGCAAGACAGUAGACUUUGAAGUUGAAGAUAUGGGGGAUGAUGCAUCGGAUGAUUAAGAAUCUUCAUCCAACAUCGGAUUACACCUCUUAAUUUUCACCAUAAGAAUAACUAGGUUUAUAUGAGGCUUCCUCGAUCAUUCUGAAGAGAUUUGUAUGGCUCUUGUACAGUUGUACAAGUAUGCUGCUGUAAAUAAAUAAGAUUGCUCUUAACUACACUGGAGGCAAUAAACCUGUGAAAUAUUCACAUGUGUGUGUGUAUACAUCAAAUAAAUCAUUGUAGUAA